Molecule: messenger RNA, 1275 nt
Organism: Engraulis encrasicolus (European anchovy)
Lineage: Eukaryota; Metazoa; Chordata; Actinopteri; Clupeiformes; Engraulidae
Product: zinc finger protein 664-like
Exons: 2
Coding region: 1-1275 (424 amino acids)
Biological process (GO): regulation of transcription by RNA polymerase II
Molecular function (GO): RNA polymerase II cis-regulatory region sequence-specific DNA binding; DNA-binding transcription factor activity, RNA polymerase II-specific
Source: RefSeq, a predicted model, not a curated record
AUGGAAGAUCUCAAGAAACACCAGGUGAUCCACUCAGAGGGAAAACCAUUUCAGUGCUCUGAUUGUGGAAAGAGUUUUAGUCACACAGGGAGCCUCAACAGACACAAGAGGAUCCAUUCAGGGGAAAAACCAUUUCAAUGCUCUGAUUGUGGAAAGUGUUUUCGUGAAAAUUGUUACGUCAAGAAACACAAGAGGAUCCAUUCAGGGGAAAAACCAUUUCAUUGUUCUGAUUGUGGGAAGAGUUUUAGUCAAAUGAGCAAUCUCCGCCAACAUCGGAUGUCACACUCUGGGGGAAAACCAUUUCAGUGCUCUGAUUGUGGAAAGUGUUUUAGUCGCACUCACGACCUCAAGAGACACAAGAGGAUCCAUUCAGGGGAAAAACCAUUUCAAUGCUCUGAUUGUGGAAAGCGUUUUAGUCACACUGGCAGCCUCAAGGUACACAAGAGGAUCCAUUCAGGGGAAAAAACAUUUCAUUGUUUUGAUUGUGGAAAGAGUUUUAGUCAAAUGAGCACUCUCCAGCAACACCGGAUGAGACACUCUGGUGAAAAGCCAUUUCUGUGCUCUGAUUGUGGAAAGCGUUUUAAUCACACUGACGACCUCAAGAGACACAAGAGGAUCCAUUCAGGGGAAAGACCAUAUCAAUGCUCUGAUUGUAGAAAGAGUUUUAGUCAAAUGGGCAGUCUCAAGAGACAUCAGAGGACACACUCGGCAGUAAGUGUCCAGACUCCAGCACCACAGCAUUAUCUUCAUUCUUCCCCUACUACUUGUCAGAGGCAGGACCCAGGUCUUCCCAACGUGGCCUCAACCUGCCUGUGUAGCAUGAAGAACCUCUCCCCCGUGGCCUCAACCUGCCUGUGUAGCAUGAAGAACCUCUCCCCCGUGGCCUCAACCUGCCUGAGUAGCAUGAAGAUCCUCUCCCCCGUGGCCUCAACCUGCCUGUGGAGCAUGAAGAACCUCUCCCCCGUGGCCUCAACCUGCCUGUGUAGCAUGAAGAACCUCUCCCCCGUGGCCUCAACCUGCCUGUGGAGCAUGAAGAACCUCUUCCCCAAGCCUGAUGGUACGGCCGCACUGCUGAGCCAGCUCGGACCCCUAAAGUUUUUGGGGGAAUUUCAGUCUGCCUGCAGAAGUUUUUCGUGGGCAUCAGAACAACAUGAGCCUCAAACCAGUCCAGACGCUUGGCAUCAUGGCACGCGGAGGACUAACUGCUCCAAGGGUCGACGUCAUGUUGUUCACUUCUGCAGCUCAGUGAGCCUCUCCACUGGGGCCUUUGGUUGA